AUGUUUUCUCUCGCUCAAGCUACGGCCAUACUCGCCUUUACUGGCGCAGCAAUUGCCAGCCCUGCCGCAGAAGUCCAAAUUGGUGGCAAGAACGGCAAGACGUUUCGCGCCAACAUUGGCACUGCUGCCGCAGAUUUCUGGUGCCAUUCUUCCGCACAGCCCAAAGAACAGAACGUUGGGUAUACCUACUACGAAAUCAAUCCCGCCCACCAGAAGGUCGGCUCUAACUACUCGAUUGGAUACAACGGCGCUGAAUUAGAUUCGUACGGCAAUGUAUAUGUCGAAGAUGUGAUGAUCGGCGGUAUUACUACCAAGCAAACCUUUGGCGCAGCCAGUGGCUUGUCGCAGACAUUCCUAUCAGACAAGGAUCUAGACUGCAUGAUCGGUAUCGGCAACAGCACCUACAACAGCAUCGAGCCUGAAUACGAGAACAAUUUCUUCGACAACAUCAUGAAACAGCUUGUCAAGCCCGUCUUUGCCUAUGCCCAGAGGAAGGGCGGAGCCGUUUUCGACUUUGGAUACUUUGACCCGAACCAAUAUACCGGCAAGGUUGCCUGGGUCGACAACGCACCUGAGGAUGGCUGGCCUGCAUACGCCUUCUACGGUGAGGGUUUCAGCCUUUUCAACCCCAAUGCCAAGGUUACCCCAAGGAAAAUGAACAUUCACCUCGAUGCCUCCACCACCCUUUCCUACACCGACCCCGAUAUCGUCACCACGUGGUACAAAUCCGUCCCCGGCUCAAAGUACGACGACGACCAGCAGAUGCACAGCAUCCCUUGCAACAGCAAGCCCGGUGGCUUCACCAUCGUCAUUGCCGGUCAAAAGUUCUUCACUCCCGGCUCUCAACUCGUUUCCAUCCCCCUUGAUGAUGAGGGCAAGAUGUGCCUCGGUGGUCUGCAGAACAUUGGCGGCGGCGUCGAUUUCAGUCUCUUUGGCGUUACAUGGCAAAAGGGCAAAUACAUUAUGCACGACUUCGCCAAUCCUGAUGCUGUUAGACUUGGUUUUGCCAUGCAGCCCGGUGCUACCCACUAAUCGUUUUUUUCCUUGCUUGAUGCUCACCAGAUAAUAUGGGAGUGUUUAAUGUAUAUACGUGGUGUGCAAGGG
Bipolaris sorokiniana ND90Pr is the source of this 1104-nucleotide messenger RNA. RefSeq lists its product as uncharacterized. Gene Ontology annotation, molecular function: aspartic-type endopeptidase activity. The transcript has 3 exons. Lineage: Eukaryota; Fungi; Ascomycota; Dothideomycetes; Pleosporales; Pleosporaceae. Gene Ontology annotation, biological process: proteolysis. Bases 1 to 1032 code for a protein of 343 amino acids. The record is from RefSeq and is a predicted model, not a curated record.